AUGUUAGCACGAAACAAGAUGGCUGAUGUAGCCGCCGCCCCACUCAGGAGCCAUUUACCUGCAAUAGCCGAUCAGAGCGACCCCCGUGGACUUUUGAAGUUUACCACAACAAUUCAUGUGAGAUAUCUUCCACUUGUACCUAUCGAACUACCGAUAUCCCCUUUCGAUAUGAGCUUUCAGAUUUUCAACUCCGGUUUUCAAAAGAUAACGGGGACAACUCCAAAAUUGGAAAUAUGUCUCAACCAUACCGCCUAUCCAUGGGCCCAUGAAGCUGGGGUGUAUAUUCCGAAAGAAGAUCAGAUGUUUGUCACGAGCAAUCGCAUUCACGGAGCAGAUGGCACCCAGAAAAUUCAAAUAUCGAAGAUAUCGCUCAGAAAUGACGGCACAUGUUUGCGGGAAGAGAUAGCACCAGAUAUUCCAAUGGCCAAUGGGGGUGUCAAUUACAAAGACGGUGUUUUGUUCUGCAGCCAGGGAACGCAGGACCAACCUUCGAGUUUGAUCUUCAUGGAGAAGACUACUCCGUACAAGUGUACCGUCAUUCUGGACAGCUUCUAUGGUCGCCAGUUCAAUUCAAUCAACGAUGUGGUCGUACAUGGCGAUGGCUCGAUCUGGUUUACGGAUCCUAUCUAUGGCUACGAGCAGAAUUUUCGUCCUCUCCCUCAGCUGCCAAAUCAAGUAUAUCGAUAUGACCCCGAGCUUCAGUCUGUGCGAACUGUCGCGGAUGGUUUCGGAAGGCCAAAUGGGAUUUGUUUCUCUCCAGAUGAGCGGGUUGUUUACAUAACAGACACGGAUUCUAUUCAUGGUGAUGGCACUGUAAAUCUCAAUCGCCCUUCAACAAUGUAA
Penicillium longicatenatum is the source of this 843-nucleotide messenger RNA. Its product is annotated as SMP-30/gluconolactonase/LRE family protein. The coding region runs from base 1 to 843 and encodes 280 amino acids. Lineage: Eukaryota; Fungi; Ascomycota; Eurotiomycetes; Eurotiales; Aspergillaceae. The transcript has a single exon. The record is from RefSeq and is a predicted model, not a curated record.